UGCCUCUCUUCCACCUCCACCUCUCCUCGCUCCAUGCUUGCAACGCGCAGCUCGCUCGGCAGCAGCAGCAGCAGCAGUGCGCUGGCGCGUGCGCCGGCCGUCAAGCUGCCGCCGGCCGCGGGUGCCGGCGCGCUGGGCCUGCGCAGCAGCUCCUCCAUGGCGCCGCCCGCCAGCGCUGCCGGUGCGGUCAGCCUGCGCAGCAGCAGCACGACGCCUCUCGCUGGCGGCGCACAGAAGGCCAGUGCGGCACUGCUGCCUGCCGAUGAUGCAGACCUGAAGGCAAAGCCGUUUAAGAGCUAUGAGGGCUUCGUCAAGCGCGUGCUGCAGUCACGGCUGCAGCGCAUCUACGUGCUCGACCUGCUGGCCACACACCUCGUGCUCUGCGCGCUGCUGCUCACCUCGCCCGCCUCGCUGCUGGCGCCAGUGCGCCCGACGCUUGCACUGCUCUCGCUCGCCGUCUUCCUCUUCGCUGUGCUGCCGCUCAUUGUGCUGCGCAAGUGGGCCGUCAGCCGGCCGACCGCACCGCCGGCGCCGCUCAAGGUGCUCGGCUUUUCGCCAGCGCCGGGCAGCCUCACGGCCCACUGCGCUGCUGUGCUGCGAGCACGCGUAUCCUGGCACCGCAUCCUGGCACACACGGCGUCGGGCGUGCUGCUCGCCGCAGCACACGUCGCCGCGCUCUGGCUCUACACGCCAGGUGCGUCAUCGCCGUGGGCGCCCUACACGCACGUCGCCGUCGGUGCAGGAGCGGCCAGCACCGCGGUGCUUCGGCCAAACGAGCGCGUCUUCCUCGUGCUCGCCAUCAACGCCGCUCUCGGCGCCGCGUACUCCGCCGCACGUCUGCUACACGCUGCUCGUGCAGGCCCUCCCUUCGAGCCGGCCUCGCUGCACUACACGCUCGCCGCACGCCUCGGCAUCGCCUUGCGCACGCGGCUACCCGGUGCCGUGGCCUUCGGCGCAGCGCUGCCGUCCGCACUGCUCGCCGUCUACGUGCCGCUGCGUCGGCCGCUCUUCCGCACGCUGCUGCGCAUCAUCGGUCCGCACUCGUCGCUGCGACCGGUGCUCAUCCCCUCGUUCCGCACGCCCUUCGUCAGCGGCGUGCCGGCACUCGCGCUGCACCUCUCCUCCCUCGGCGCCGCCUCGGCCGUCUGCUGGGAGCUGGCGGCGUGCCUCUGGGACACGUACGCCAGUCAGCCGGUGCUGGUGUCGCACUUCGCGCGCGAGCCUACGCGCUGCCUCAUCGCCGGGCUGGCAGCUGGCCAGCCGGACAGCGUCAAGGCCGAUCCGACACAGGCAUACUACGCGCACUUCGCCUUUGCCGAGCUGGCCAGCCUCUGCAGCACGAGCGACGAGCGUCGGGCUGCCAUCUGGCGAGACGUCGGCGACGUCGGUCCGCUGGCGUCUGUGUCGCAGAAGCCGAGCGCAUGGGUCGGCAUCGCAACUGAGUGCAUUCGCGCACUGAAGGAAGAGACCGAGGUGCUGGCGCGGAGAGGUGCACCGCCUGCGGCGCCCGCACAGCCGGCGAAGCCAGCAGAAGCCCAGAAAGGCGGCCUGCCGAAGGCGACGCACAACGUCCUUGUGGCCGACCCGAGCAAGAAGGUCGUCAAGCCUGCACCCACCAGCGUGUGGGACCGCUUGCUGGCGUCGAGCGCACCGGCAGCGCCGCCCGCACCGCAGCCGUCGGCAAGCAGCACCGCGACGGACAGCACGUCGGGCCUCAGCCAGCUGAUGCACCGCAUCGCGCCCAAGCCAGUGGAGCAGGAGCCGACCGCCGCGCCCGCAUCGAGCACUGCGCCGCCCAAGCCGGCCGCGCCGCCGGCCUGCACCUCCUCGGAUGCUGUGCGGCAGGUACUCGUCGCAUGCGGCUCUGCCGCUCAGCGUCUCAAGAGCCUCUUGCCGCCGCCAAUACGCCAGACGCUCGACGCAGUCAUCCCUUCCGGAUCGCUGUCGCCGUCCGACACGCUGGUCCUCGGCACCUUGGCACCGGCCAAGCCCGCAUUGAGUCUCUGGGCGGCACAGGCGGUCACGGGCCUACUCUCUGCCAGUGUCGCCGAGGACGAGUACGGCACGGUGGCGCUUGCGCGUGGGACUGCCGGCGCCGAGGAGGUGCUGCUGGCGUGUGCCAAGCUACUGCUGGAGCUGAACCAGUGGCAUCGCAGCGCCGAGUCUGCGGCGUCGGCGCGCGACGAGGCGGAGAAGAAGGCGCGGGCAGCUGCGGCGCAGUCGGCGUCGGACGGCGGCAAGCUGCCGCAGGCACCGCUGGCCGCUGUGGGAGCGCACAAGGCAGCGCUGGCAGAGGCAUGGAAGCGGGAAGCCCUGCCGCUGGCCAACACGCUGCGCACUGGCAUCCUGCAGGUGCGCGCUGCGUUUGAGCCGCAUGACCUCGGCCUCAGCGCUGCCACGAGAGGCACGCUUGAGCAGGCACUGGUGGGCUAGCCGUGCAAUGAGAAGUAUCAAAGC
Messenger RNA from Tilletiopsis washingtonensis, 2457 nucleotides. RefSeq lists its product as hypothetical. Gene Ontology annotation, molecular function: protein-macromolecule adaptor activity. Bases 34 to 2433 code for a protein of 799 amino acids. The record is from RefSeq and is a predicted model, not a curated record. NCBI's taxonomy places the organism in Eukaryota, Fungi, Basidiomycota, Exobasidiomycetes, Entylomatales. The transcript has 2 exons. Gene Ontology annotation, biological process: spindle pole body localization; nuclear pore organization. Gene Ontology annotation, cellular component: nuclear pore transmembrane ring; spindle pole body.